This is a messenger RNA of Polistes dominula (European paper wasp), 3253 nucleotides long. Its product is annotated as cardiolipin-specific deacylase, mitochondrial. The record is from RefSeq and is a predicted model, not a curated record. NCBI's taxonomy places the organism in Eukaryota, Metazoa, Arthropoda, Insecta, Hymenoptera, Vespidae.
UUGAUUUUUUAUCAUUUUAUUUUAUGAAAAAGUAAGUGAAUAACAAAACAGUUAUGGGUAAAAUUUGUUUUGUGAAAAAUUGUCCAAGUGGGCGUAAAUCCAAAAACAGAAAAAAUAAUUCGCCUCAGUCUCUUUCGUAUUUCCAACCAACAACACCGGUGAGAUUACAAAAUCGGAAAAUUUCGUUGGGCAUUGAAUUAAAAGCUACUGAUUACAUCUGUCAUCUCCAUUUUAAAGAGGAACAAAUAAAAAUGUACGAGAAACUUUAUAUAAAAGGAGAGCUCAAGAUUAUGCCUACAGGAAAAAAAAAAUACUUAAAGUAGAAGCUUUACUAACGAUCCAGCAUCAGUUUAUUCCGAUAUUUGAACAUGAGUUUGUAACAAGUACUGUAGAUGAACUGAAAAAGCCAAGCUUACAUUUAAAUAACUCUGAAGACGAACAGCUGUUUUAAAUGCAAGAAAACAACAUCGAGCCACAGAAAAUAUUAGCAUAUGAAGAUGUUUCUAAUAAUCUAAUAGGUGCUGGUGUUCAAAGUGAACAAGACUUGAUAGAACCACCUUUCAGUCAACACGCAUCUAAGGAUUCAAAGAAUCUACAAGAAAUCGAAGCUCCAAAAUUGUCGCCGUUUUGGUUGUAUGUAUCUAAGCCCAAUGGAUUUGUAUUUAUGCGAAUGGAUCCAAUAACUCAGCAGAUCAAAAUUCGGUUACGCUUAAACGAGGAUACAUCUAUUACUGUUAUUUUUCCUAACAAUGAAGAACUGCCUUUAAACGAAAAAAUUAAUUAAUCAAGUAGUGUCAUAUGAUUACUUGAAAUCAGUGGAAAGAUGGCCUUUAUCCGUUGGCAUUCAGAUUGACAGUACUAAGUAUUCAAAACUUUGUAAAAAUGUGAUUGUUGGUGAUGACACUUAUAAAAGAAAUCAAGCUAAUUAAAGAUGUAAAUCCUGUCGAAUGUUACGGAAUCGACUACAGAGUCGAAAUUAGACUUCAAAUAAUUUGGAAACAACUGCUACAAAAAAGACGUUCUUCAAAUCUGAUUAAACAGUGCAAACGUCUUAAAAGAAUGAGAAAUUUCAAGCAUGCGCAGAUUGAACAAAGUGUUUUGGAAGAGAGAGAAAAUAAAUAUUGUCGGCACCGUAAUGUUGGGACAUUCUUUCUCGUAUCAAGAAGGUCACCACGCCAUCGCGUCGAUCUCAAAACACCUAAUCUAUAUACAUGUAUAUAUAUGUAUGCGAUAAUAAAAAUAGGAUUAAAUGCGAUAUGUCGUUUAGUUAAUCAAAGAAUAAGAUGAUCAAACAUGCGUCAAAGUACAAAAAUGGAUUUAAAUCUGUAUUAAAAUUCAUCCAAGUUAUUUUUUAACCAAUCUAACUUAUAGUUGAUCGCAAAAAUAUCGAUUAAUUAAUAAUAAUGCCACCGAGUCGUUUAGAUGCCGUUUACAGAAGUAUUCUUCUAACUAAGUUUUUUACAAAGGGAUGGGGCAAUCCUCAAAAUUUGAAAAGGAUAUUUGAAUUUAGAAAAGUUAUAGCAAAUAGAGAAACUUGUUAUAAUCUUAUACCACGUAAUUAUCCAAUAAAUAUAACCAAGGAUGAACAAUGGUCUGACUGCCAUAUAAUAGAAGGUUCCUUUAUUUCUCCAUUUGAUCAAUAUCUCUCAGGAAUGAUGCCGGAAAAAAUAAAAACAGCAUAUUUCCAAGUUAUUUUACCACACAAAUGGAACUCUAACAAAAUAAAGCCUAUUUGUUUACAUCUUGCUGGAACAGGAGAUCACUUUUUUUGGCGACGGAGAAACUUAAUUGCUAAACCAUUGCUUAAGGAAUCAGGAAUCGCUUCUAUACUUUUGGAAAAUCCAUUUUAUGGAUUAAGAAAACCAAAAGAUCAAAUACGUUCAAGUUUACAUAACGUCAGCGACAUUUUUAUUAUGGGAGGUUGCUUAAUAAUGGAAUCUAUUGUUUUAUUGAAUUGGUGCGAACAGCAAGGAUUUGGACCAUUGGGUCUAACAGGUUUAUCGAUGGGUGGACACAUGGCAUCAUUAGCUGCUACGAAUUGGCCAAAACCUAUAGUCUUGGUACCGUGCCUUUCAUGGUCAACAGCCUCACCUGUCUUUACAGAAGGUGUAAUGAGUGCUUCUAUAAAUUGGAAUCUUUUAGAAAAUCAAUAUUUCUCUGAUGAAUCUUAUCAAAAUGAUCUUGCAAAAAUGGUGAAAGUUAUAGAUGAAGAAAAUGCGUUCUUGGCCGGGCAACAUUUUGCUAAACAUUAUCCUGCUAGUAUGAACAGAAUAAAUAGAUUAAAGGAAGAAUUAGGACAGACUAACGAGAAAAAAGAAAAUCUUACCUUAGAAAAAGAUGGAAGAGCAAAUGACAAUAAUAUUGAUAAUAAUUCUUUAGAUGAUACGCAUCAAAAAAAUAAAGGCAAUAAUUUAAUUGGCCAAGCGACUGAAGAGAAAUCUGCAGCAAAAUUGUUUUCUCUGAAUCUUAUUUCAAAUAAAUUAAAAUCAAAUGAUUUUGAAGCACUUAAAGUUGUUUUCAAAUAUACAGAUACGUACACAAGUAAAGUACGAAGAACAUUUGGUCGUGUUUGUUCAUUUCCCGUGCAGAAGCAUCCGCUAUUUUCAGACGGCAAGUGGCGAGAAAGAGAAGCUUUGCAAUUUAUGCGUGGCAUAAUGGACGAGUGUACGCAUUUAAAAAAUUUCGAAGUUCCUGUCGACACCGAACUUAUUAUAGCUGUCUGUGCGCGCGAUGAUGCUUAUGUUCCGCGAGAUAGUUGCAUGAGUUUAGAACAAAUUUGGCCUGGAGUUGAGAUACGUUACAUCGAUGCUGGUCAUGUCAGUGCAUACCUUCUUCAUCAAAAAGUCUUUAGAUCAACUAUCGCAGAGGCAUUUCAGCGAUCAUUGAAAAAAUAUCCUCUAGAUCCUAGUUGACAGAUAAAGACAUUUUUUUAAUGAAAGAAUAGAUAGUUUCAAAAUUGUGUUUUCAAUCAAAUCAACAAAUAUCUACUUUUAUUGUUAAACGAUUAUUUUCUUCUUAAGAAUAUGAAGGAAGAAAAUAUGUUAUACACAAAACGUUGCAAUCUAAUAUUUUGAAUGUAAACUAAACUGUAGAUUAGCCAAAUUUUAGCUAGUUUUAUUAUAUUGAUAUUGAUGCAAUAGAAUCAUAUUUUUUGCCAUAUUUUUUCAUUGGGCGAGACUUUACAUCUUUGCCAUAUUUAUAUAAGAAUAUACACGUUGAAAUUGAAAAAAAAUGUUAUAUGAUAUAUUCUUUG